Molecule: messenger RNA, 4206 nt
Organism: Cydia pomonella (codling moth)
Lineage: Eukaryota; Metazoa; Arthropoda; Insecta; Lepidoptera; Tortricidae
Product: calcium release-activated calcium channel protein 1-like
Exons: 7
Coding region: 252-1370 (372 amino acids)
Biological process (GO): store-operated calcium entry
Cellular component (GO): membrane
Molecular function (GO): store-operated calcium channel activity
Source: RefSeq, a predicted model, not a curated record
GCUGCUAGCAAAGCUAGAUAGUCUCAAAGUACGUUUGUUUAUAACGGCUAUAGCGAAACGCGAAGGCAGUCUCGCGGCAGUCGCCAUUUUCCUUCCGUAACGAGAGCUUGUGCCGAAAUGUCAUAUUUCUCGCGAAAAGCGCGGGAAAGCGGAAUUAUUUUCUAUGGUGUUCUGUGGUGUGUGAAUAAAAAGUGAAAACAAUAAACAAAAAUUGGUGAAAAGUAUAAACUGGAAAAGGUGGUGGUCACGAAAUGAAUUUGAUUUCAGAAGCCAGCUUCGUGACAAGCUUGGAAGAGGCGCCGUGUCGCAUCGACCAAUGCACACAGACCCCACCUAGCGGGAAGGCGAGGCCCCGCACCCUGCAAAGGUACCACACCUCAGACCAUCUCUACGAGAGGGCCCAUCGGACGAGACACAAGCACGAGUUCAGACCUAAGAGCUUGUUCAGCGACUCCUGCCCGUUCAUAGGGAAGCCACCGAGCUAUGAUAGUGGAUACAGUUCAAAAUUCAAAGUGACGGUGACCGACAGCCCAACGAUAUCGAUCACGCCGCCCCACAGCCUGGACUACGUGUGCGCUAAAGGAGGAGCAAGCCCCAACGGUAGCGCGACGCCAAACGGCAUGGUUCCGAGCCGGUCGCCAGCGACAGUGCUACUGAACCCAGGGUACCUGUCGCCUUGCCAGUGCAACCAGUCUAUGAAGAGCGUUAGCGAAGUCGCCCUCGCCAUGCCGGGAUCCCCUGGCUGGACCGGCGAGGAGCCCGCGAACGGCUGGCCCGGCGGACUGUCCUGGCGACGACUGCACAUGUCCCGGGCCAAGCUGAAAGCCACCGCUACCACCUCGGAGCUGCUAUCAGGCUUCGCAAUGGUAGCGAUGGUGGAGCUUCAAAUUAACGAGCCCACCAACGUCCCAGAAUGGCUUUUCGUGAUGUUCGCAGUCUGCACGACGGUGCUCGUCGCCGUCCACAUAUUCGCCCUGAUGAUAUCCACAUACUUGCUCCCACACAUCGACGCUGUGAGCAAGAUGGAGAUGCCAGGGGCCCCGGCGAGAGCUUUAAGAGAAUCGCCGCAUGAACGAAUGAGAGGGUUCAUUGAGCUCGCUUGGGCGUUUAGUACAGUAUUAGGUCUAUUCCUGUUCCUCGUGGAAAUCGCCAUAUUAUGUUGGGUGAAGUUCUGGGACUACUCAUUCGCUGCGGCUACAGCAGCUACUGUGAUAGUGAUACCAGUGCUAAUAGUGUUCGUGGCAUUCGCGAUCCACUUCUACCACUCGCUAGUAGUACAGAAGUGCGAGGCGUCGGUGCAAGACAUCGAGCAGCUGGAGACUAUGAAGAGGGAACUAGACACGGCCACUGUGAAAGUCAACAUGUUCUAGUGGCCUGGAAUCUGGAAUUAUGUGGAUUUUCUAGUUUAACCUUUAAUGUGUGGGUAAAACAUCGUGAGUUUAAACUGGGCUGUAUAGAUAAUAAAAAAUCGUUCUCGAAAAAAAUGCAAAAAGUAGACCAAAAACUCGGUCAGAUCCUUAUCAUACGGAGAACACGCAUGAAAAUCGUUUAUCACGAAAUCGUGUCACGUUACUCUCGCAAUUUUAUACGUGUCAGCUUGUCACAACGUGACAACCAAGGCGACAAGCGAUAAAGGGGCGGCCAGAAGGCCUGCCGCAAUUUGCGAACUUCGGUUUACGCGUUAGGCCCUCAGGACUGUUAAGGUUGCUAUAUUUUUUGAAAAACCUACAGAUUAAGGUGGUCAAUGGAGAGCCAGUAGGAAUUCGCCGAAUCUAGGGAUCCAUUUUAUGAAAGACUAAUAUUAAUAAUUGAGUACCUACAUAGGGUUUUGUGAACAGAUUAUAUCUAGAUCUGAUAACGUCACAAUCACUAACUCGCAUCAUCGCUGUCGAAGCGUAAAGUGUCAAAAAGACAAAGAAGCUCAAACAAAAUAAAGUUUUUGGGAGAAUCAACUUUUUAGCGUCACUUGUUGCCAUGGUUACGAUUAGUUGUCCAGGGGACAAAAGUUCAUUGAAAUACUGAUUUUAUGGUACUUAAAUGUAUUAAACUUGCGUUUUUGUGGUCGUUAUAACCAAUGUCCAUAAUGGGCCCCCUACUAAGCAUGUUAAUAGAACGGCAUACAACGUCUCUUCAAACAAACUGUGCCACUGUUGUCCCUUGGACAACGGGACAGGAUAACAAAACAAAAAAAGUUGAUUCACCCUUUUAACAUGUGAUCAUUUAAAUUCAACGAAUAUAUUUUUUUAUUUAUAAAAAGUUACAAAUCUUAUUAACUAAGUUAAGGAAAAGACAAACAAUUGUGCUGCAGGCAGCUAAAUAUGUAGAUUGAUAAUUGAUAUAACUUUUUAACCACCUAGAUUGUUUGCCACGCUAGCUGAGUAGCUUGAUCUCUUGAAAUUUUAAACUGGUAAAAUGCGCGUGAAGUAAAAAUUAUGUAGGUAGUCGGCAUCAAAAGUAGCGGAUCUUCGCUACAAAAGUAUCCACCAUUCUCUAAUUAUUAACAGAAAGUGAUAUGUAACAGGUACUUUUGAACGCGAACUGUAAACAUAUUAUACUUAUAUAUUUGGAAAAGUAUUCCGAGGUACCAGAUACUUUUGGUGCGUUAUUUCAUUCGCUACUAUGAUGCUGACUGUACCUAGUCAGCAGAAGCAGACAAGCGGACAACAUGUUCGAAAAUCGAAAUAAAUUGAAGUUUAUUUUUAAAAGAAUAAGAGCCUUAUCCGCGGAAUUAUCCACUAAUCUAUGGUUUCGUGCCGUUAAUCUUUCGUUCAUUCAUUCAUUGACAUUACGCUUACGUUUUACUAGGGUGCUAAUUUCAUAUAUUAGCCAAACGUGAUAUUAUAUAGGUUACUGUACAGUCACGUCUGAAAAUAUCGAUACGAACAAAGUCCCAAAAAUAUGUAUACACGAUCUUAUUGCCCAUUAGAGGCGAGCGCUUACGACAAUCGGCUGCCAGCGCGCAUAUUACCCGGGAAAAAAACGAUUUAUAUAUUAAUGUGUAUCUAUAUUUUCCGACGUGACCGUACCAACCUAAGGUUGCAAUCUCAUUCUGUGAUUUGCCUGUGACUGGAAUAUUUAGUUAAUCUAAAUCUUUCAUUAAUUAGGGAUUUCUACUCCAGCGUUUUUUAAACGAUUCUACUACGUCUCUGAAACAUUUCAACGUUUUCCGGGCUACUUCCAUUUAGCUUUUAUUUACAUUACUACUUAUAAUUAUCGUACAAACAACAAAGACUGUAAAAUUUGAAUCUAAAAGCUGGAGGUCUUAAGAAAUGGGCAUCUUUCGCCAUUUUACGCCAGUCAUUGAAUGACAAACUGAAAUUAAACCUUAUAUGAAUAAGCGACGGUUCAUAUUGCUUUGGUAGAAAUGCUUGACUGGUUAAGACUUCGUUUUAUAGACUAAAAGUGUUGUUUUUUAGUAAAUAAGCGUUAAAAGUGAUGUUAUUCAUAUAUUUAUCUCUUUCUGUUUCAAAUUUAAGAAAGAGACAAAAUGUAAUACAUUAUAUGACAUCAGUUUAUACGAAUAUUUAUCAUGUAAGGGCAAUAGCUCCCAUCAGGUGCUGUAUCUUUACGUCUUACGAUGUGUUAUGCAAAAGAAAAGGGUACUUACGCUAAGUCCACGCACUGGACGCACGCGGCGCGGCAAGUUGCCGCCGUUGUCGUCCAAAACAAGUUCAUUCAAGAUAGGUUGUAUUAUAUAGACAUUUUGAUCGUGCCGCUCGGAACCGGGCGGCGCGAGGGGUGCACCGCGCGCGUCCUGUUCUCGGCCUUACUGAGCUAUGAGUUAGGCCGCGAACUGGACAAAAGCUCAAUACAAUACGCUCGUCCAAUGUAUGAAUGGCCUUAAUUGCCGCUCGCCGCUUGCGUCCAGACCGCGGCCUUAUUGAUUACACAAUAAAUGAAUAUUUGUUAAAAUGAGUGAAUAUGAGAGUUGAAUGGCUAUUUCACUUCGCGAACACCGGGUACGAUGUACCGGAACCCUUUCUAAGGCCCUUUUCUUUUUUCUUACACAUUUUUUAUCAACUAUUCCGUUCAACCGUAUUGCUCCUUGUAUUGCAUAGUGUAAUACGCCUAUUAUGUAAGUAGAUAAUUUAAUAAAAUCGCAAUUCGAAGUAUUUGAAUUUUGUUUUUAAGUGUUGAUCUGUCAAUCAGUAUUCUACAGAGUUUGAUAAGAUUUAUUAAAUUAUAUUAAGCUAAUGUACUCGAAAA